Molecule: messenger RNA, 2208 nt
Organism: Sarcophilus harrisii (Tasmanian devil)
Lineage: Eukaryota; Metazoa; Chordata; Mammalia; Dasyuromorphia; Dasyuridae
Gene: LHX2
Product: LIM homeobox 2
Exons: 5
Coding region: 518-1744 (408 amino acids)
Biological process (GO): regulation of transcription by RNA polymerase II; neuron differentiation
Cellular component (GO): nucleus
Molecular function (GO): DNA-binding transcription factor activity, RNA polymerase II-specific; RNA polymerase II transcription regulatory region sequence-specific DNA binding
Source: RefSeq, a predicted model, not a curated record
CCCUCCUCCCUAGGUCCCGGGGCUCGACAUCUAACCACCGCUCUCGAGCCUCCCUUUUUUCCUCACCAAUACCCCGCAGUUCUGUUCCUCAGUGAACGAGACCUCUUGAUAUGUAGGUGCCCAGGCCUGGGGCACGUCCGGAAGGGGACUCAGGCAGACCAUGCGCAAAGAACCGCUCCCUUCAGCCGGCUGCUCCAAGCAGCGCUGACAGCCCGGGGGGCUGAGGGGAGCUGGGCUUGGGCGGGGCUGGGCUGGGGCGAAGGAGAGCCCAGCCCGGGAGGCGGUGGGAGGAGGGAUGCGCCUGGCCCGCUAACAUUCCCGAGCGCAGGGCGAACCGACCCCCGGAAGAAUUCGGGUCUAGGGUGAGCCCCCAGCACUCGUGGGCCAGUCAGCCGCCUCCCACCUUCCCUCCACCCCCAGCCUCCCGCGGCGCUUCCAGCUCCCUCUCCCGCGUCUCAACCACAGCUUCCUCCUCGUUUUCCUCCUCUCUCCGGCCCGGGGGCCCGGCCCCGCCGAGAUGCUCUUCCACAGCUUGUCGGGCCCUGAAGUGCACGGGGUCAUCGACGAAAUGGACCGCAGGGCCAAGAGCGAAGCGCCAGCCAUCAGCUCAGCCAUAGACCGGGGCGAGACGGAGACGACCAUGCCGUCCAUCAGCAGUGACCGGGCCGCGCUCUGCGCGGGCUGCGGAGGUAAGAUCUCCGACCGCUACUACUUACUAGCAGUGGACAAACAGUGGCACAUGCGUUGCCUGAAGUGCUGCGAGUGUAAACUCAAUCUGGAGUCGGAGCUCACCUGCUUCAGCAAGGACGGCAGCAUUUACUGCAAAGAAGACUAUUACAGGCGGUUCUCUGUGCAACGCUGUGCCCGUUGUCACCUGGGUAUCUCAGCAUCAGAGAUGGUAAUGCGUGCCCGGGACUUGGUUUACCAUCUCAACUGCUUCACCUGCACCACCUGCAACAAGAUGCUGACCACGGGCGACCACUUUGGAAUGAAGGAUAGCCUGGUCUACUGCCGGCUGCACUUUGAGGCGCUGCUGCAGGGUGACUACCAAGCCCAUUUCAACCACGCCGAUGUGGCAGCGGCGGCAGCAGCGGCAGCGGCGGCAGCAGCCAAGGGCUCGGGUUUGGGCGCCGGCGGGGCCAACACCUUGGGCCUCCCUUACUACAACGGCGUGGGCACGGUGCAGAAGGGGCGGCCGCGGAAACGGAAGAGCCCAGGGCCUGGGGCGGACCUGGCCGCCUACAAUGCAGCACUGAGCUGCAAUGAAAAUGACGGGGACCAUCUGGACAGAGACCAGCAGUACCCCAGCAGCCAGAAGACUAAGCGAAUGCGGACCUCCUUCAAACAUCACCAGCUGAGGACGAUGAAGUCCUAUUUUGCUAUUAACCAUAACCCCGACGCCAAGGACUUGAAACAGCUCGCACAGAAGACGGGUCUCACCAAGAGAGUCCUCCAGGUCUGGUUUCAGAACGCCAGAGCUAAAUUCAGGCGGAACCUUCUACGCCAGGAGAACACAGGGGUGGACAAGACCUCAGACUCCACACUACAGACGGGGACCCCAUCGGGCCCAGCCUCAGAGAUUUCCAACGCAUCCAUGAGCCCCUCCAGCACCCCCACCACCCUCACGGACUUGACUAAUCCCACAAUGCCAACUGUGACGUCUGUCUUAACUUCCGUGCCUGGGAGCCUGGAGGGCCAUGAGUCCAGGAGUCCCACACAGACAACUCUUACAAACCUUUUCUGAUGACGCUUUCCCAAUAAUUUCUUUAAAAAAGAAAUUAUCCUUUAGUUGAAUUCCAAGUGUAUUUUAAAUAGAGGCUUUGAGCAACUAACUAACCACAUUUUAGGAUCUCGCCUGGAAACAGAGGGGGAAAAUGAGUGUUCUGGUAACUACAGAGUGUGGACUGAAAAUUAACUUGGAAGAUCUAUCCGCAACACAACAUUUGUGUAACUGUACAGUUUUGUGGACUGACUGAGCAAGGAAAACAAGAAUUAAUUUAAGUUGGCUAGAGCUUCUUGUAUUUCAAAGACUGCCACGUGCCUUAUAUACUGUUUUAUCUACAUACUGGAUUUCCCAUGUCCAUUUUCUCUCUUGCCUCCUUUUCUCUCUGUAUAUUUAUGACCAGAGCAAAAAUGUUUAAAAAAAAAAAGUUUGUUACUUUGAAUAGUUCUACAAACAAGGAAACAAAAAACAAAGACACACACACA